Messenger RNA from Myxocyprinus asiaticus (Chinese sucker), 6050 nucleotides. Its product is annotated as striatin-like. The transcript has 18 exons. NCBI's taxonomy places the organism in Eukaryota, Metazoa, Chordata, Actinopteri, Cypriniformes, Catostomidae. Gene Ontology annotation, molecular function: calmodulin binding; protein phosphatase 2A binding; protein-containing complex binding. Gene Ontology annotation, cellular component: dendrite. The record is from RefSeq and is a predicted model, not a curated record. The coding region runs from base 168 to 2525 and encodes 785 amino acids.
CGUCAUGAAGUGACAGCAGACAGCAGCAGUUCUCGGUGAGUUGAGAGCUGCAGCCGCCCGUUUCCCUUCGAGCUCUGAGGCGGAUAUUACAGCGGACAGAGAGGGAGUGAUCGGACGAAACACAGCGCCCGUGUGGUCGAUCAGACCCCCGAUUUCCCGGCCUAGCCAUGGACGAGCAGGCGGGCCCUGGUGUGUUUUUCAACAACAAUAACGACUCGGUUCUUUCCGGCGGACCGAAAGCGCCACAACCGGGUGACGGCGGAGAGGCGGCCCGCGCUCAGUACAGUAUUCCGGGGAUUUUACACUUUCUGCAGCACGAGUGGGCCCGUUUCGAGGUGGAGCGGACGCAAUGGGAGGUGGAACGGGCCGAACUGCAGGCUCAGAUUGCAUUCUUACAGGGUGAGAGGAAAGGUCAGGAGAACCUGAAGAAAGAUCUGGUGAGACGCAUCAAGAUGCUGGAAUAUGCGCUGAAACAAGAGAGGGCCAAAUACCACAAGCUCAAGUACGGAACGGAACUCAACCAGGGCGACAUGAAGCUGCCCAGUUACGACUCAGAUGACGGCAAUGAGAACGAGGCACUUCCUGAGCCACCCAACAGUCAACUGAACUGGAAACAAGGACGACAGCUGCUGAGAAAGUACCUGCAGGAGGUGGGAUACACCGACACCAUCCUUGAUGUGAAGUCACAGCGAGUCAAAGCGUUGCUCGGACUGACAGGAGACAACGGAGAGAGACCUGGAGACAAGAAACCAGAACCCAUGGUGAACGGAACCGAACUUUCCUCUCUGAAGGACAGCACCACCACCAUGAUCGGUAAACCAGAGAUGUCGGACUCUACUACGGUGUUGGAAGCCUUCAAGUUCAUCGAGAAAGCAGCAGCUGAAUUCAGCGAUGAAGAUGAGGAUGAAGAUAGCGAGGGACAAAAUAAGACUAUCGUUGACCUUGCAACCAUGGUGAGGAGGAAGGUGUCUCCCUCGCCCUCCUCUUCCUCAGCAGAUAUGAGUGAUGAUCUGGACACAGAGGAAGUCCUGAAAGGCUUUGAUUUUCUAGCUAACAGUGAUGACAUGGAAGGCCCAUCUGAAACGCCCUCCGCUGCAGACAGACCUGACUGGGAGAAGGAAGAGCAGAGCCCUUUGUCUGAGGCCUGGGACGUGGAUGAAGGUCUAAUCUCAAAACUCAAGGAGCAGUACAGGAAGGAACGCAAGGGCAAGAAAGGGGUGAAGAGGCCAAACAGGUGUAAACUGCAGGAUAUGUUGGCUAAUCUUCGCGACGCUGAGGAUUUGUCAUCUAUUCAGCCGCCGGUGGCACCUCCUGUCCGCCCGAGUCUGCCCCGCCUCAAUGAGCAUCAGAUUGGACGCACAGACGAGGUUGAAGCCCUGACGUUCCCUCCGUCCUCUGGAAAGUCGUUUAUUAUGGGAACAGACGAGGCGCUGGAGAGUGAACUGGGUCUCGGAGAGCUCGCCGGUCUCACGGUCGCCAACGAAGCAGAGAAUCUGUCAUACGACAUCACCAACAACAAAGACACCCUGCGUAAGACCUGGAACCCCAAAUUCACUCUCAGGAACCAUUUUGAUUCCAUUCGCGGUCUGGCGUUUCACCCCGUGGAGCCCGUCCUGAUCACUGCAUCUGAAGACCACACGCUGAAAAUGUGGAAUCUACAGAAAACUGCUCCGACCAAGAAGUGUACAGCUCUGGACGUGGAACCCAUUUACACAUUCAGGGCUCACAGGGGUCCGGUUCUUUGUGUGGUGAUGAGUUCUAAUGGAGAUCAGUGUUUCAGUGGCGGUUUGGAUGGAACCAUUCAGAGCUGGAACACUCCAAACCCAAACAUCGACCCCUACGACUCAUAUGAGCCGUCUGUGCUGCGGGGGGCACUGUGCGGUCACACAGACGCUGUGUGGGGAGUGGUCUACAGCUCGGCUCAUCACAGGCUCCUCUCAUGCUCAGCUGACGGAACAGUGAGAUUGUGGAACGCUGCCGAUACGGCGCCUGCCACAGCCGUCUUCAACGAGAAUAAAGAAAUGGGCAUCCCGUCGUCUGUGGAUCUUGUGUGCAGUGAUCCUGCUCACAUGGUGACUGCGUUCAGUAAUGGUAGGAUGGGAAUCUUCAACAUGGAGACCCGACAGCUGGUUCUGGAGCUCGAGUCGCAGGCAACAGGCAAACCUGAUGUGCCGUGUCAGAUCAAUAAAGUUCUCAGUCACCCAACACUGCCGAUAACCAUCACGGCACAGGAAGACCGCCACAUACGAUUCUUCGACAAUAACACAGGCAAGUUGAUUCACUCUAUGGUCGCUCAUCUGGACGCUGUGACCAGUCUUGCGGUGGAUCCAAACGGACUCUAUUUGAUGUCUGGUAGUCACGAUUGUUCCGUGCGUUUGUGGAACAUGGAGAGCAAAACCUGCAUUCAGGAGUUCACGGCUCACAGGAAGAAGUUCGACGAGUCCAUUAACGACGUGGCGUUUCACCCCACCAAGUGCUACAUCGGAAGCGCGGGGGCUGACGCCCUCGCCAAAGUUUUCGUAUGACCUUUGACCUUGACCAAAACUGCUUCAAUGGACUGCUUUAAAGCCCUCUUUCCCCCCUGUAAACCCCUGACUUUUUCCGACGCCUCAUCCGGGCUGGCCUGGGUACAUGCGGGCAAGAAAACUGAUACCCCACCAGAGGGGAGUUUGUGCCCCACCAGAGGGGAGUUUCUGCCCCAGUCGGUCGGUGGGGUUUGGAUGGCGGUUUCUGCCCCUUUUAGGGGUGAUAAAGGGGAUCAUUCGGGUUCCUUAAUCAAACAAGGCCCCAAAACAUCUCGGAAACACCCCGUAAACACCCCUCCACCGAACAUGGGCCACUCCUUUUCUCCUCACAGGAAGUUGGGCGCUUCCCACUCCUCUGUCAUUUUCGUUAAGUUGUUUAUUGUUUUGAUUUUCUCCUGACAUACGAGUGUGUAUUUGAGGUGUGCAGUUACAGCCUCUCCGAUUGUCUGUCUUAAGUUUUCUCCUUUUUAAUGAUGUGCCUUUUGCUUCAAACAGUCUUGCGAACAGUUCAACGCUUUAUUCAAAGAGGGAACUAAAACGUAGAGUAGUAUCUUUGAUGUAUAAAGUUACCAAAUGCAUCAAAUUAUUGUGAAUUUUUCCGACAAAUCUGUUCGGAACCUUUAGUGAUUUUAAUACCGAAUGUAAAAGUUCAGUCAAGUUUCUCACACAGGGUUUAUUUGACGUGACACUGGAUCUCAAUAUCCUGUGUGUUUUCGUUUUAGUUUCGUUGUGUCCAACAUUUCCGAAAUACACUGCACCAAAUUUUGUCGAUUUUUGAUGUUUAGAUUUGAUGUUUAUUAUGCUUUUCAAGUAACUGUAUCUUGUUUUAAAAUACUUUUACUGGAAAACAGGACAAAAAAAAUGCAGUGUAGAAUCUUUUCUGACAAACAUCGUUACAAAGAAACCAGAUUCAAUUUUAAAAACGAUUCAUGUUAACGUUUAUACCAUUGCAGUGCACAACAUGAUCACGUUUCUAAAUGCUUCAUGUCCAAAUAAAAAUACGUUUUUAGUCCAGUAUAUUUAAAGUAAUAUUGAAUCUCUUAAAAACUUGUCCAGGUCAUAUUUCACCCCAAAUUCAAAAGAAAAUACAAAGUUUUAAUUAUGCAAAAAGCAAAAUGAAAGGCAGUACAAUGAAUACCACUAUUAUGGAUAAAUAUUAAACAAAUUAAAUAAAAAAUCUGCAUUACAGUAAUGAGAAUGUGGGGGUAAAAAUGUGCUUGAAUUGUCAUAUAAAUAAUGUCAUCAUGCAACAAAUCUUAAAGGUACAAAAAUAGACUUCAGUUCUUUUAACAAUAGUUAAAAUAGCAGAUAAUAAAUACAUUAUUUUACAGGGUUUGUGAGAUUAAACCAACAGCGCCCCAAAACCGUUAAACGUCACGAUGCAAGUUUCAGUUUAUUGCUGACUUGAAGCGUUACAUGAGAUUAGUAAUAUGAAGCUUGUUUUUAGGUGCUUUAAGCUCAAAACGGCUAUUUUUUUGAUCCAAUAAAAAUGUACGUUUACACUGUCAUCAUGCCACAGUAAGAAUGCCUCACCUGUUUUUCAACGUUUCAGUGUGUUUUGUUUGUUUGUUUGUUUUAAUACAGAUUUUGUAACCCAUCUCUGUUGUGUAACGCCAACAUUGUUCUUCUUAGAGACGAGAUUAUCUCCCAUAAAAUCUUUAAUAGAGAUCAUUUUAUUAGAGUUAAACCCAUAUUCGAAUAUUUGUUUUAAGACACAAAGUGAUCUGAUUACGCAGAAAACUCUUAACCCAAAUGUGUUUUGCGUUUCGACAAGCUGUACUUGAGGUACAAUGAUUCAAAAUUCUAUAUUUGUCUGAUGUUUAACGAAAUAUUUAUUUUUUCAUCUUUUUUUAUUUACCCGUAAAGCCAAACGGAUUCCUAGAAUUUAGCGUCAGAGCUGAGGAAAGGAUGACCGGCACAUUCAGUUACAAUUAUUUUUACAUUAAUAUCGUUUGUGCGUACAUCCGUUUCCUACUUUCCAGAUCUGACCUUCUCUAUCUUCAUAAGUGGUGGUUUAUGGAUUAGAUUUAGUUCAUUUAAAUAUAUAUUUUAUAUGUAAUUGUUGGAACAGAUACUAGUCUUCUUUAUUGUAUGAUUGGUGACCGAGGUUGCAGAUAGAUCGUAACCCAAGUUUCAUGCAGGUCGAGGUUUAUUUUUAUGUUAAAUUCUUCUUGUUUUAUUUGAAUUUGUGAUUACUUGAACUAUCUAGGCGUGCGUGUUUUUAACUGCUAGAAUAAAGAUUUUCUGCUCUUAUUGGGAAUUGUUUUGCCUUUAACUGAUGACAUAAGCACUACAAAACUAUUGGGGUGUUUGUGUGAUUCCUUCAGGUCUGUAAAUCUCGACGGACGGAAAUGACGGACGUUUGCUACUUUACCAAAUGUUGUUAAAGGAGUAGUUCAACUAAAAAUGAAUCCUGUCGUCAUUUACUUGCCCUCACAUUGUUCCAAACGCGUAUGACUUUUUUUCUCUAAUGAAACGUAACAUGAGGUUUUUGCAUGUUCGCACUGCGAGUCGAAUCGGCUACUUUUAUUAUAUUUUAUAUUGUUUUUGUCCUUUUUGAAGCUUGGCAUUUAAAAUCAUCAUCAACUACUAUUGAACGAACGAAGGAAAGUCAAAGGGGUUUAAAACGACACGAGGUCGAGUAAAUGAUGACCAUUUUAUUUUUGGCUGAACUGUGCCUUUAAAUUUGAGGCACGUUUGAUUUUAAACUCGUGGUUCGGGAUGUUAAUAGGGAACCGUGUGAAUGGGCGCUUAUCCGUGUUUUCGUACAAGCUAAAUAUAUUUUCUGAUUUCGUUCAUUUUGGUGCAUAUUAAUUUUAGAUAUAUAAGAGAAUCUCAAUAUGUAUAGUUUUAAAGUAUUGAUCAGUCUAUUUAUGAACAGAUUACAGUGUAUAUUAACCAAUUUUUGUGAUAGUUGUGCGGGAGUGUUGUUAGCGCCACCUGCUGGUCAGAGAUGGGACCUGUAUAACUGAUGCAGCUACUGAAGAUAUUCAAGUGCUAUUGAACACUGCAUUAUUAAUAUGAUUGACGGACAGAGGUUUGAUUCUUUGGUUACUGAUAGAUUGACGCGCUUCAAUAAACUCACAAAUAUCGGAUAUAGAUGACUCUUAAACGUCUGUUUGUCCCUUUUACGAAAGAUAUCAACAUUGGUCUGCUGUCAAGGUGGGGAAAAUACUGCUCAUAUGGGAAUUUGCGUCAUUCGUGGAUCUUGACCUAGACGCAUCUUGCAUGCAGACACUCUAAAUGUGAUUGGACCGAUUGGAUUAUGAUGUCAUAAUGGAAAUUUCGUGAUCUGGAUAUAGUCCAGAGUCCGCCUGUAUAGAACUGUCGCUGAACUUUUAACCUUUUGGUUGUACAGAGAGCGUCUGGAAAGAUUGUGUUAAUAAAUGUUAUAUUACUCUUGUACAUAUUUUAUUAUGGAUAUUACAGUUUAUUCUUUAUUUCUUGUUGUAUUCUUUUUCUUUUUUUUUUUGUUCUCAGAUGGAUCAAUAUAAUACAAUAAUAAAAAGAAUAUGUUUUAUUUCA